Prosopis cineraria is the source of this 2846-nucleotide messenger RNA. RefSeq names its product proline--tRNA ligase, cytoplasmic-like. Gene Ontology annotation, cellular component: cytoplasm; aminoacyl-tRNA synthetase multienzyme complex. Gene Ontology annotation, biological process: prolyl-tRNA aminoacylation. The transcript has 12 exons. Gene Ontology annotation, molecular function: ATP binding; proline-tRNA ligase activity. The coding region runs from base 1190 to 2617 and encodes 475 amino acids. The record is from RefSeq and is a predicted model, not a curated record. NCBI's taxonomy places the organism in Eukaryota, Viridiplantae, Streptophyta, Magnoliopsida, Fabales, Fabaceae.
CUUCCCUUCUCCCUCUUCUCUUUUUCACUCUCUCUUCUAUCUCUAUCAAAGGUAUUAGAGCCUCCUCUUUGGCUGUGGAGGAGUGGCCGGAGAUUUGGUCCUCAUUGGAGCACUGCCUUUAUUUUAAGCGAUCCAUGUCUCAGUUUUCCUAAUGGAUGAAUGAAAUCUCGGCUACGUUCUCUUUGCUUGUCAACCUGCGCCUAUACCUUCCUUCAACAGUGUUGACCUCUGCCUUUACCACAGAUAUUCCUCUUCAGCCUUUGAUCAUUGGGUCAACGAUCCUUAUAGAGUUAGGACAGAUGAACCAUGUUUUAGCUGUGAAUGAGUUCGACAACUAGCAAUAGAACAAUAACAUCAACGUAGAAAUAAUGGCGGAAUUGAAUGACGUUGAUGAAGAUGAAGAAGAAAAACAUGAGAAUGAUGUGGAGAUUGGUCUAAUUCACCUCAACGACCAAUCUGUCUCUCGAUACCUUACCUUAGUCAAAAACCAAAGACCCUAUCGAAUUAUUGUCUUCUUUGAUGCAACGUAGAUCCACGGGAAGGAGCUUUGCCUCAAGGAGCUUCAUAGAGACUUCCACAAGCUUCAUAGAGACUUCCACAACUGACGCUCUCUCAUGCCUUCUUCAACUUCCAAGGCCAUGCUUCCAUGGAAGACUUGCCCCUCACCCUCCAUUGUGUUUGCUGUCACUGACACUGUUUGCUGUCUUGACGGCACCCUCAACUGCCAUCUGACGAACUUCCUUGAUCACAGAACUAGCCCCAAUUCGAAACCCAUUAAAGGUGUUAAAUCCUCUGACAUUACUAUCAACCCCUCUCAAAACCUCUAGUUCUGACUAUUCACACCCUCUAUGGUCGCCAUUUCUUUGUCUCUUCCAGUCAUUGUCUUCUUCCACAGUGGUGGGUUCAUGUAUCUUUUGGCCACUUCCUUCUCGUACGACGUUGUUUGCAGGAAGUUUGUGUGUAUUUUUCCUACUAUUGUCAUCUCUGUGAAUUAUCAGCUCAUCUUGGAACAUCGGUAUUCUGCUGAAUGUGAUGACAGGUGAUAGUGUCAAUGGGAACUUCUUCAGUGUCAUUGGAUACAAUGCAAUCCUUGUAUGAUUGAGGGGUGAUCUUAGUGAUGUUGUAGUAGCCAAGAAUUCUUGGAACUCCGACCCCCACAACGGUACUGCUAAAGACAGAAUCUCAGACUAUGAAUGUGAAGGAUGGCCUAAAGCUAGUUGUCCAUGCGGACAUGAUUGAAUACUACCCUAUAUCUGGAUGCUACAUUCUUUUACCAUGGGCAAUGUCAAUUUGGAAGGCAAUGCAGGACUUUUUUGAUGCAGAGAUGACGAAAAUGAAAGUUGGGACCUGCUACUUUCCGUUAUUUGUGCCUUCUUCCUUUUUGCAAAAGGAGAAGGAUCAUAUUGAGGGCUUUGCGCCAGAGGUUGCUUGGGUGACAAAGGCUGGGGAUACUGAUUUAGAAACCCCUAUUGCUAUUCGCCCAACUAGUGAAACUGUCAUGUAUCCAUCGUACUCUAACCGGAUAAGGGGACAUCGUGAUUUGCCCUUGAAAUAUAAUCAAUGGUGCAAUGUUGUUAGAUGGGAGUUUAGUAAUCCCAUGCCUUUUAUCAGGAGUCGUGAGUUUCUUUGGCAGGAAGGGCAUUCUGCGUUUGCAACAAAGGAGGAGGCAGAUGCAGAGGUACUUGAUGUAUUGGAAUUGUAUAGGCAUAUAUAUGAAGAAUAUCUGGCAGUUCCUGUCAUAAAGGGCAAGAAAAGUGAGCUGGAGAAGUUUGCUGGUGGACUCUACACCACCAGUGUUGAGGCAUUUAUUCCAAACACCGGUCGCAGUAUUCAAGGUGCAACUUCUCAUUGCCUUGGCCAAAAUUUUGCUAAAAUGUUCGAGAUAAAUUUUGAAAAUGAGAAGGGAGAGAAAGCAAUGGUCUGGCAGAAUUCAUGGGCUUAUAGUACUCGAACUAUUGGAGUGAUGGUUAUGGUCCAUGGGGAUGACAAAGGGCUUGUGCUGCCGCCUAAAGUAGCUUCAGUCCAAGUCAUUGUGAUUCCAGUGCCUUUUAAAAAUGCUGAUACUCAAGCUAUAUUUGAUGCCUGUGAUGCUACUGUAAAUACUUUGUGUGAAGCAGGUAUUCGUGCUGAGUCAGACACUAGAGAUAACUAUUCUCCUGGUUGGAAGUAUGCACACUGGGAACUGAAAGGUGUUCCCCUAAGGAUUGAAAUUGGGCCAAAGGAUUUGGCAAACAAGCAGGUUCGGGUGGUCCGACGUGAUAAUUGGGAAAAGGUAGACAUACCUAGGGAUGAUUUGGUGAAGCAAGUCAAAGACUUGCUGUACAAUAUUCAACAAAACCUAUUCAAUGUUGCAAAACAAAAACGAGACGCAUGCAUUCAGGUAGUGCAUAAUUGGGAUGAAUUUGUCAAAGCAUUGAGUCAACGGAAAAUGAUCUUGGCUCCUUGGUGUGAUGAGGAGGCCGUGGAAGUUGAUGUGAAAGCAAGGACAAGGGGUGAGAUGGGAGCGGUUAAGACCCUUUGUACUCCGUUCGAUCAAUUGGAACUCCCUGAAGGUACUAAGUGCUUUGCAUCAGGAAAGCCUGCCAAGGUAUGGUCAUACUGGGGUAGAAGUUACUAGACUAGGGCCUCUCGCUAAGUUAUGUAUGGUUGAACACUAAUGGAUUUGUGGGGCACACAAAAGUGAGUUGCAUUUGCAUGUGAAAGAUAUAUUUUCCUGGUCAGUUUGGGUGGGCUUAGUUGUUAUGUAGCGUGGAUUUGUAUUGCCACGCUGACUUAAAUUAUGUCUUAUUGUUAAAACUAUCGAAUGCUUAGAAUUUAUAAAAAAAUAUUUAUUGUCAGGUCAUCAA